Aedes albopictus (Asian tiger mosquito) is the source of this 1842-nucleotide messenger RNA. RefSeq names its product ATP-dependent RNA helicase WM6 (gene Hel25E). Gene Ontology annotation, molecular function: ATP binding; RNA helicase activity; RNA binding. The record is from RefSeq and is a predicted model, not a curated record. Lineage: Eukaryota; Metazoa; Arthropoda; Insecta; Diptera; Culicidae. Bases 167 to 1438 code for a protein of 423 amino acids. Gene Ontology annotation, biological process: mRNA splicing, via spliceosome; mRNA export from nucleus. The transcript has 7 exons.
CCAUGCCUUUACCUAUAUGAGAUCAUUCGUACCCAGUCUCUGGCUCGAGCUGUCAAAAACUCGGGCUUCUCGCACUGCUUCGUUCAUUCGUGUCCGCUACUUCAGCCAAGUUUGACCGCGUUGCAAUUUUCUUCUCCAAACAAGUUACUAACCGUCCUAUUUCACAAUGGCUGAUAAUGACGAUCUUUUGGACUACGAGGAUGAGGAUCAGACCGAGCAGGUUACCACCGAGCCGGCCGAGCAGCCCAAGAAGGACGUGAAGGGAACGUACGUCUCGAUCCACAGUUCCGGUUUCCGUGAUUUUCUCUUGAAGCCGGAAAUUUUACGCGCCAUCGUCGAUUGUGGUUUCGAACAUCCGUCUGAAGUGCAACACGAAUGUAUUCCGCAAGCUGUGCUUGGAAUGGACAUCCUCUGCCAGGCCAAGUCUGGUAUGGGAAAGACGGCUGUGUUCGUGUUGGCUACCCUUCAGCAGCUGGAACCCACGGAAAACGUUCCGUACGUGCUGGUCAUGUGUCACACGCGCGAGUUGGCCUUCCAGAUCAGCAAAGAGUACGAACGGUUUUCGAAGUACAUGCCCACUAUCAAGGUGGCCGUGUUCUUUGGCGGUUUGCCGAUCCAGAAGGACGAGGAGGUGCUGAAAUCGACUAAUCCACACAUCAUCGUCGGAACACCGGGUCGUGUCUUGGCCCUCAUCCGCAACAAGAAGCUGAACCUUAAACACCUCAAGCAUUUCAUUCUUGACGAAUGCGACAAAAUGCUUGAACAGCUAGACAUGCGUCGCGAUGUGCAGGAAAUCUUCCGCAACACACCGCACGGCAAGCAAGUGAUGAUGUUCUCCGCCACCCUCAGCAAGGAGAUCCGGCCCGUUUGCAAGAAGUUCAUGCAAGAUCCUAUGGAAGUUUAUGUCGACGAUGAAACCAAAUUGACGCUCCACGGUCUACAGCAGCACUACGUUAAGCUGAAGGAAAACGAGAAAAACAAAAAGCUUUUCGAGCUACUCGAUGUGCUCGAAUUCAACCAGGUCGUCAUCUUCGUCAAGUCGGUGCAACGCUGUGUGGCCCUGGCGCAGCUUUUGACAGAGCAGAAUUUCCCCGCCAUCGGUAUCCAUCGCGGUAUGGUCCAGGAGGAGCGGUUGUCUCGCUACCAGCAGUUCAAAGACUUCCAGAAGCGUAUCCUGGUGGCGACUAAUCUGUUCGGGCGCGGUAUGGACAUCGAACGGGUCAACAUCGUGUUCAACUACGACAUGCCGGAAGAUUCCGAUACCUACCUGCAUCGUGUGGCCCGUGCCGGUCGUUUCGGUACCAAGGGGUUGGCCAUCACAUUCGUCUCGGACGAAGCCGACGCUAAGAUUCUGAACGAAGUCCAGGAUCGCUUCGAUGUCAACAUCACCGAACUGCCGGACGAAAUUGAUCUCUCAUCGUACAUUGAAGGACGAUAAAAUCACUCUCUGAAAACAUGUGAUCGGAGAGGCAACUCUGAUGCUUUUUUAGUUUGUAAUUUUUCUAGAGUGUAAAAGAUAACGUACGAUCCCAUUGAGACGAGUUUUAAAUACCGCCCCUGAGGAAACACCCUACUCGUAGUCGUGCAGUAGGUUCCGACCGGUAAUCACGAAGCUUCACUAACAUUCGAUUAGUUAAGGAAACACAAAAUACGCUACUACAGUCGAACGUUGCGCAGUAGUCUACUGCCUUUUCAGUAGAGGUCUAGUAUUGAACAAACCUGUUUCGUUUUUAACUGGGAAACCACUAAAACUUAAAUCACUGAUUCCCCCCCGUGUAGGUUUAGUUCUGGUAACAAUGGCUAAGUAAUUAAAAAAUGAUUUGGUGAAAUUGUGAGAUUCAA